Molecule: messenger RNA, 3910 nt
Organism: Oxyura jamaicensis (ruddy duck)
Lineage: Eukaryota; Metazoa; Chordata; Aves; Anseriformes; Anatidae
Gene: MCM3
Product: minichromosome maintenance complex component 3
Exons: 17
Coding region: 222-2654 (810 amino acids)
Biological process (GO): DNA strand elongation involved in DNA replication; double-strand break repair via break-induced replication; DNA replication
Cellular component (GO): MCM complex; nucleus
Molecular function (GO): ATP hydrolysis activity; single-stranded DNA binding; single-stranded DNA helicase activity
Source: RefSeq, a predicted model, not a curated record
AUUGGCUGGCGCCCGGCGGCUGGCGGGAAAUCUCCCAGGUUUGGCGCCAAGGGGGGAGCGCGGCGGCUGCGCUGUGCUUUAGGGCCGGGCCGGGCCGAAGCCGGUGCCCCCUGCUUUUUACCGAUUUUCCCCCAUUUUUACCGCUUUCCCCGGCUUCUUUUUCCCUUUGCAACACCGAAGGCGGGGGCCCUGCCGUCCACCCGGCCUUUCCUAGCAGCAGCAUGGCGGCGCCGGCGGGAGGCCUGGAGGACGCGGAGCUGCGGGAGGCGCAGCGCGAUUACCUCGAUUUUUUGGACGAUGAAGAAGAUCAAGGGGUUUAUCACAGCAAGGUGCGCGACAUGAUCAGUGACAACCAGUACCGCCUCCUGGUCAGCAUCAACGACCUGCGGCGGAAGAACGAGAAGAGAGCCAGCCGGCUUUUGAACAACGCCUUUGAGGAGCUCGUUGCCUUCCAGCGUGCUCUGAAGGAUUUCGUAGCCUCUGUCGACGCCACCUAUGCCAAGCAGUACGAGGACUUCUACAUCGGGCUGGAGGGCAGCUUUGGCUCCAAGCACGUCUCGCCGCGGACGCUGACCGCCUGCUUCCUGAGCUGCAUUGUGUGCGUGGAGGGCAUCGUGACAAAAUGCUCUCUGGUUCGUCCCAAGGUCGUCCGCAGCGUCCACUAUUGCCCCGCGACCAAGAAGACCAUCGAGCGCCGGUACACAGACCUGACGUCCCUGGAUGCUUUCCCUUCCAGCUCUGUCUACCCUACAAAGGAUGAAGAGAAUAACCCCCUGGAGACAGAGUUUGGCCUCUCGGUCUACAAGGACCACCAGACCAUCACCAUCCAGGAGAUGCCUGAGAAGGCACCAGCAGGGCAGCUGCCGCGCUCGGUGGAUGUCAUUCUGGAUGACGACCUGGUGGACAAGGUGAAGCCUGGGGACCGCAUCCAGGUGGUCGGGACGUACCGCUGCCUGCCGGGAAAGAAAGGUGGUUACACCUCGGGGACGUUCAGGACCAUCCUCAUUGCCUGCCACGUGAAGCAGAUGAGCAAAGACGCUCGGCCUCUCUACUCCGCUACUGAUGUGGCCAAGAUCAAGAGGUUCAGCAAGAGUCGAUCCAAGGAUAUCUUUGACCAGCUGGCGAGGUCGCUGGCACCCAGCAUCCAUGGGCACGAGUUCAUCAAGAAGGCCAUCCUCUGCAUGCUGCUGGGAGGGGUGGAGAAGGUCCUGGAGAACGGGAGCCGCAUCCGAGGAGACAUCAACAUCUUGCUGAUAGGAGACCCUUCUGUCGCCAAGUCUCAGCUGCUGCGCUACGUGCUGAGCACCGCGCCCCGCGCCAUUGCCACCACCGGCAGGGGCUCCUCCGGCGUUGGCUUGACUGCUGCCAUCACCACCGACCAAGAAACUGGUGAGCGGCGCCUGGAAGCGGGGGCCAUGGUUUUGGCGGACCGGGGCGUGGUGUGCAUCGACGAGUUCGACAAGAUGUCCGACAUCGACCGCACGGCCAUACACGAGGUGAUGGAGCAGGGCCGCGUCACCAUCGCCAAGGCCGGCAUGCACGCUCGCCUCAACUCCCGCUGCAGCGUCCUGGCGGCCGCCAACCCCGUCUACGGCCGGUACGACCAGUACAAGACGCCCAUGGAGAACAUCGGCCUGCAGGACUCCUUGCUCUCCCGCUUCGACCUGCUCUUCAUCGUGCUGGACCAGAUGGACCCUGAGCAGGACAGGGAGAUCUCGGACCACGUCCUGCGGAUGCACCGCUACCGCAACCCCAACGAGCAGGACGGGGACGCCAUGCCCCUGGGCAGCGCCGUGGAGAUCCUGGCUACGGAUGACCCCGACUUUGCGCAGGAGGAGGAACAGGAGCUCCAAGUGUACGAGAAGCACGAUGACCUCCUGCAUGGCCCCAAUCGCCGCAAGGAGAAGAUCGUCAGCAUGGAGUUCAUGAGGAAGUACAUCCACGUAGCCAAGAUGAUUAAGCCUGUCUUGACCCAGGAGUCGGCCAACUACAUAGCGGAGGAGUACUCCCGCCUGCGCAGCCAGAACCAGAUGGGCUCGGACAUCGCCAGGACCUCCCCGGUCACAGCCCGUACCUUGGAGACCCUGAUCCGCCUCUCCACGGCCCACGCCAAGGCCAGGAUGAACAAGACGGUCGACCUGCAGGACGCGGAGGCGGCUUUGGAGCUGGUGCAGUUUGCCUACUUCAAAAAGGUGCUGGAGAAGGAGAAGAAGCGCAAAAAACAAGUGGAGGAUGACUCGGAGACCGAGAAGGAGGAUGAGGAGACACAGCCCAAGGAGGAGGGCAGGAAGCAGAGGAGGAAGAAGGCACGCACAGAGGGCCAGGAAGAGUCCUAUGACCCCUAUGACUUCAGCGAUGCUGAGCAGGAGAUGCCGGAGGUCCAGGCACAUACGCCCAAGACGCCCGAAGCCUCGGCGUCUGGCGAAGCGAAGAAGCCGGAGCUGGCUGAUCCGAGGUUGAAAGCAUUCAAGGCUGCGCUCCUAGAGGUCUUCAAAGCUUCCCAUGCCCAGUCUGUGGGCCUGAAGAGCGUGAUGGAGUCCAUCAACCGCGACAACCCCGAGCCCUUCUCGCUGCCUGAAGUGAAACUGGCCUUGGCCCACAUGCAAGACGACAACCAGAUCAUGGUGUCUGAUGACAUUAUCUUCUUAAUUUGAGCCUCUAGGUGGAAGAACCUGACUUCUCACGGACUUUUAGCCUGGAGGCUCUUUGUAUUUCCCUUCAUCUCUCUCCUGAAUGCUUCGUCUGGCUGAGCUGAACUUUGGGGAGCUUGAGCCUGUGCACUUUAGUCGUUCCUCACUGUGCAUUGCUGGCACCAAAGAAGCCAGGAAACCUUGAAAGCUCUCUGAUACGCCACCCACCUCUGAGCUGCUGGAGUAUUUGGAAAGAGGUUUGGUAUUGCAAGUAGCCAGAAGGAGGAAUUUAUGUGCACAUUACUGAUGUUCUUAAAGUGUUUUUAGCUUUGUUUUUAAGCAAGCUGGGGAGCUGAAGCUGAUUUUACUCAAGACCAGUUUGGUUUAGUGCAGGGCUCCCAUGGGCUUUUGCCCAUGUAAAUCAUCCUUUUUUAUAUUUUUACUCUACCAUGGACUUCCCAGACUUGAAGGAGCCUUUUUACCUCCUUUUUUUUAUCAUUUAAUUAAAAAAAGAUGGGUUUUUUUCUCCCUCAGUGUAACCAUGUGCAAGCUCCCCAGUUGGUGGUAAUGGUUUCAGGCUUUGAAUAAUAAAAAAAAUGGGUUUAGGAUUUUGCAGCCCUGCUGGAGUUUUGGCCCUGAAUUGGUGGGAAGGACCUGGGGUGCUCUGAGCUGCCCAGCUGUGCCCCUAGUGCACGUGCAUUAGGUCUCCAGCCCUUCUGUAGUCUGGGGUGGCUCUUGUAUAAACAUAAAAUAGGAAACCUGUAGCUAAGAAAGGUCAGGGUUUUAAGAAGCACUUCUGGGGUCUGGGAUCUUACAUCCCCUGUACGUCCCAUAGGCUGUGUUGCUGUAACCCUUGCUGAGUCCCACGGAAGAUAACCACAAGCUACUCAACCGUGAAAGCCUUCCCUCGCCCUUGGGCAAUUUGUUUGUUUCAUUUUCUGGGAAUGUCUAGGUGACUAAUUCCUGGAGAUGAGAUAUUCCUAGAAACCAGCAUGCUUCUAAGGCCAGGGCUGGCUUUCAAGAAAAGCUGAACGCAUGGCCAUACCUCUCUCUGUGAUCAGAGCUGUUGAAGGUUUGGGAUUUUAACUUUUUUUUUUUAAAAAAAAAAAAAACUUUGUCUUGGUGAAUUUGACGUUAAGUUUUGGAGAAGACCCCUGAGCACCACAGCCUUGACCUGGUGUCCUUUCCCUUCUCAGGGCAUCUGUGUGGUUCAUGUGCCUUCAUUUCUGUGUCAGUGACGCCAUAAAUAUCACCUUGAAUAAUAAAAUGCAUCUAGAUAA